Molecule: messenger RNA, 667 nt
Organism: Mangifera indica (mango)
Lineage: Eukaryota; Viridiplantae; Streptophyta; Magnoliopsida; Sapindales; Anacardiaceae
Product: mitochondrial zinc maintenance protein 1, mitochondrial
Exons: 2
Coding region: 183-500 (105 amino acids)
Biological process (GO): mitochondrial respiratory chain complex III assembly
Source: RefSeq, a predicted model, not a curated record
AGCAUUAAAAUUAAUAUCACUUAAGGUAACCUAUUAAAAUAUUUAAAAGGAAAGUGAAAAACGGCGUCGUAACUUUGUGGUGUUCCAUAAAUGAUUGAGGGUUAAAUGGUUUUAAUGUUACGAAUCCAGAGCAACUGGCAAAGGGUUCUUGAUUGUCCGGAUUUCAAGAGAAUCGAGAGAAGAUGGUGAGAGGCGAGGCAUUGAGAGCAUACAGAGAUUUGAUAAGAGCCACAAGGAAAUCAUUCGCUGGAGACACCCUGAUGCUUAGAGAAUCAGCCAAAGAGAUCCGUAAGAAAUUCAAUGAGAAUCGCCAUGUUACCUCUGAUGCCGAGAUCCAGAAACUCCUUGAAGAGGCACGUGAAGCCUCUCAUUUCAUCUCAACUAUGAUCGUCCAAGCUAAACUCAAUGAACGUGGUGGCUUUGAAGUGAAGCCUGGUAAGGAACAUGCGGGAGCAACACUUGAGAUCCCUUCUGAAGAGCUUCUUCGAAAGUCUGGAUAACUAGUGAAAGUUUGUCAAGUACUCCUGCUUCUUUCUCUUCGUUUAGUUGGUGUGUUAUUGAAUAUCAAUUAUUAUGCAUUUCGUUUUUUGCUUUUUACUUUGUGGCCUAGGAAGCAGACAAAUAAACAUAAUUCAUGCAAUUAUAAAGCAGAAGCUAUUUUAUGAAA